UCAAUCUCACCAAUUUCACUUCGUUCCAUCGUCGGAGCCAAGAGCAAAAAAAAUAUCAGCAAGAAGUAGAAGCACAAGAAGAAGAAGAAGAAGAAGAAGAAAGCGAGAAGAACACGUUGCAGAGGGAGACCCCGAACAGAGAAAGACUCGUAGAAGAAGCCUGAAGCCAUGGCAGCGGCAGCCACGUCGGCAGCGGCACCUCGCCGCCUCCUCCUCCUCUCGAACCCGUCCUGCUCCUUCUCCAGCGUCUCCUCCUUCAAGACAUGCGCGCUCGACUCCAGGGCGCUCGUCUCGUUGAAGAAGAGGCAUGCCGGAGACGCCGCCACGGGAAGAGUGAGGUGCAUGGCGGUGGCGACCGAGGCGGUGGAGACAGCGAAGAAGAAGAAGAGCGGGUACAACAUCCUGACGCUCACCACGUGGCUGCUGCAGCAGGAGAAGGACGGGGUGAUCGACGCCGAGCUGACCAUCGUGCUGUCGAGCAUCUCGAUGGCGUGCAAGCAGAUUGCGUCGCUGGUCCAGCGGGCCGGCAUUUCGAACCUGACGGGGGUUCAGGGGGCCGUCAACGUCCAGGGCGAGGACCAGAAGAAGCUCGACGUCGUCUCUAAUGAGGUGUUCUCAAACUGCCUGAGAUCAAGCGGGAGGACUGGGAUAAUAGCGUCGGAGGAGGAGGACGUGCCGGUGGCCGUGGAGGAGAGCUACUCCGGCAACUACAUUGUGGUGUUCGACCCGCUCGAUGGAUCAUCCAACAUCGAUGCCGCCGUUUCCACCGGCUCCAUCUUCGGGAUCUACAGCCCCAACGACGAGUGCCUACCCCACAUCAGCGACGAUGAGAACCUCGACAAAGCAGAGCAGACGUGCGUGGUGAGCGUGUGCCAGCCGGGGAACAACCUACUGGCGGCGGGUUACUGCAUGUACUCGAGCUCCAUCAUCUUCGUCCUCACCAUCGGCAAAGGUGUCUAUGCCUUCACCCUUGACCCGAUGUUCGGCGAGUUCGUGCUCACCCAGGAGAACAUCCAGAUCCCGAAGGCCGGCAAGAUCUACGCCUUCAAUGAGGGAAACUACCAGCUGUGGGAUGACAAGCUGAAGAAGUACAUCGACGAUCUCAAGGACCCCGGCCCGACCGGCAAGCCGUACUCGGCCCGGUACAUCGGGAGCCUCGUGGGGGACUUCCACAGGACACUGUUGUACGGGGGCAUUUAUGGGUACCCGAGGGACAAGAAGAGCAAGAACGGGAAGCUGAGGCUGUUGUACGAGUGCGCUCCGAUGAGCUUCAUCGUGGAGCAAGCCGGAGGGAAGGGAUCGGACGGUCACCAGCGGGUCCUAGAUAUUCAACCCGUCGAGAUUCAUCAGCGAGUGCCGUUGUACAUUGGUAGCGUGGAGGAAGUUGAGAAACUGGAAAAGUACCUUGCUUAGCAAAUUGAACUACCUGAAGAACAGGGUAAUUUUUGUUGUAAAAUGAAAUUUCCAUAUAGUGAAUCCUCACUUUAAAAGUGUAGAAAGAAUUCAAAUCGAGGUCACAUGAUUCCGCGCA
Messenger RNA from Syzygium oleosum, 1531 nucleotides. Its product is annotated as fructose-1,6-bisphosphatase, chloroplastic. Gene Ontology annotation, cellular component: cytoplasm; cytosol. Lineage: Eukaryota; Viridiplantae; Streptophyta; Magnoliopsida; Myrtales; Myrtaceae. The transcript is spliced from 4 exons. The record is from RefSeq and is a predicted model, not a curated record. The coding region runs from base 169 to 1413 and encodes 414 amino acids. Gene Ontology annotation, molecular function: fructose 1,6-bisphosphate 1-phosphatase activity. Gene Ontology annotation, biological process: fructose 1,6-bisphosphate metabolic process; gluconeogenesis; fructose 6-phosphate metabolic process.